Closterium sp. Naga37s-1 is the source of this 882-nucleotide messenger RNA. Lineage: Eukaryota; Viridiplantae; Streptophyta; Zygnematophyceae; Desmidiales; Closteriaceae. The record is from the annotation of a GenBank genome assembly.
AUGUCACAACACGUGUCACUGUCACAUUCUUGCUCUGUCUCCCCUAUAUGGAUACUCUUCCUCCCCACUUCCUUCUUGCAGAAAAUCGAUGGCCCAGAUGUUCUCACGCGCACGCCCUCGGAGAUCGCAGUGUCACAGGGCCUGUCCCGCUCACCGCCCUCAUGGAAGGCCCUCGGCGCCACCCCAAAGGAGCCAGCUCAGGGCAAGGGUGCUGCUGCCCCGGUGGUGCUGGAGUCGGUAGCUGUGGACAGUGGGAACUCUGAUCAGGUUGAGAGUGUGUGCGCCGCUGCUUCUGCUGGCCAUGUGGACCAGUUGAACGAGCUGCUCUCAGCUACCCCUUCCCUCGCCCACUGCAGUGACUACAAUGGCCGCACCCCCUGGUAUUCACUCACUCCCAUCCAUGUGGCAGCCGCCCAUGGCCAUGUCAGCUGCAUCAACGCCAUUCUGCAGCGCAAUGGCGUCGAUGUGAAUGCACUUGAUCGCAAUGGCGCCACCCCUGUCCUCGAGGCAGUGAAGAACGGUCAGAGCAAGGCAGCAGAGGCACUGCGGGCAGCCGGUGCUGCUCUCCUGCUCAAGGACCCGGGGGCCACCCUCUGCCGCCUCGCUGCAUCCGCAGCUACAGAGGCCAGCAGCAGCAAGAGCGGUGGCAGCAACGUGCAGUAUUUGGAGCGGCUCCUGGCGGCAGGAGCAGACGUGAAUGCGCAGGACCAUGCCGGCUGCACUGCUCUGCACGUUGCAUGUGCCAACAGCAGCGUCGCUGUUGCAAAGCUUCUCAUGGCUCAUGGUGCGAACCCCCAUCUGGAGGACAUGAGUGGCAACACUGCCUAUGACCUGGCCAGCACUGCAGGCUCCCCUGACCUGCUGAACUCACUUGAGAGCUGA